Messenger RNA from Cynara cardunculus var. scolymus (artichoke), 1365 nucleotides. RefSeq names its product serine racemase. The coding region runs from base 274 to 1278 and encodes 334 amino acids. Gene Ontology annotation, biological process: pyruvate biosynthetic process; D-serine biosynthetic process; L-serine metabolic process. The transcript is spliced from 6 exons. Lineage: Eukaryota; Viridiplantae; Streptophyta; Magnoliopsida; Asterales; Asteraceae. The record is from RefSeq and is a predicted model, not a curated record. Gene Ontology annotation, molecular function: magnesium ion binding; pyridoxal phosphate binding; D-serine ammonia-lyase activity.
AAGCCUUUGAGUCUUGUUCAGAAGUUUUUGAUUGACACGGAGCUUCUGUCCUGAAGGGACGGACGCUCCAAAGCCUUCUGACCCUGAAGGGAUGGACGCUCUGAAGCCUUCUGAUCCGUGUUAGUAGUUUGUAACAACUACUGUAUUUGUAACUUCUGUACGGUUCGACCACCCACUAAUUACUCCAGCAUUAUGCUCUUUUUCGUUGCAGUAACUUUAGAAGUUUGAUCUGCUCCCAAUUGCAAAACAGGAAACUGCUUUCCGGUUUCUGAUAUGGAAGAUAAGAGCCAGAAAGAGCACCAUAAAUAUGCUGCUGAUAUCGACUCCAUUUCGAAAGCACAAACGCUUAUUAGACCAUAUGUUAAUAUAACUCCGGUCUUAUCUUCGGAAACCCUGAACUUGAUUGCCGGAAAAAGUUUAUUUUUCAAGUGUGAAUGCUUUCAAAAGGGUGGAGCUUUUAAGUUUAGAGGUGCAUCGAAUGCUAUCUUUUCUCUCAACGACGAACAAGCAGCCAAAGGAGUUGUAACUCAUAGCAGUGGUAAUCAUGCUGCAGCACUGGCUUUAGCUGCAAAACUGCGAGGAAUUCCUGCGUAUAUCGUCAUACCGAAAAACGCUCCAAAAUGUAAAGUUGAAAACGUGAAACGUUAUGGAGGUCAAGUUAUAUGGAGCGAGGCUAAUAUGCAAUCCAGAGAGGAAACAGCGAACAAGGUCUUACACGAGACUGGUGCCACCCUUGUUCAUCCAUAUAACGAUGGCCGUAUCAUAAGUGGGCAGGGUACGUUAUCGCUCGAGUUUCUUGAUCAGGUGCCACACCUCGACACCCUAAUAGUUCCGAUAAGCGGCGGUGGUUUGAUAUCUGGUGUCGCGAUUGGAGCCAAGUCGAUCAAUCCGGCCAUACGGGUCUUGGCUGCCGAGCCAAAAGGAGCUGAUGAUGCUGCACAAUCAAAAGCAUCUGGUCGAAUCAUAACCUUGGCUCAGACCAACACCAUUGCGGACGGGCUUCGAGCUUCUCUUGGAGAUCUCACUUGGCCUGUUGUACGGGAUCUUGUUGACGACAUUAUAACUGUGGAAGAUAAAGAGAUCGUUGAAGCUAUGAGAUAUUGUUACGAGGUACUUAAGGUUGCAAUCGAGCCUAGUGGUGCUAUAGGUCUUGCUGCUGUUCUCUCGGAUAGUUUCAAGCGAAAUCCUGCUUCGAAGGAUACUCGUAACAUUGGGAUCGUGCUUUCAGGAGGUAAUGUAGAUCUUGGCGUUUUGUGGGAAUCACUGAAUAACCGAUAAUUUAUACCUUGUAUUGAACCAUGAGUCCUGGACCCCGAACCCUUUUGUUGUGAUUCACAAAUUUUCUCAAUGGUCAAAUCGAGUUUU